Dinoponera quadriceps is the source of this 2432-nucleotide messenger RNA. RefSeq names its product 227 kDa spindle- and centromere-associated protein-like. Gene Ontology annotation, biological process: regulation of cilium assembly. Bases 1 to 2421 code for a protein of 806 amino acids. Lineage: Eukaryota; Metazoa; Arthropoda; Insecta; Hymenoptera; Formicidae. The record is from RefSeq and is a predicted model, not a curated record. Gene Ontology annotation, cellular component: centrosome. The transcript is spliced from 14 exons.
AUGGAUUCGCUAACCGACGAAUAUUUGAUUUCAGAGGUGAAAGCAUUGGAUGAGAGAUGCAUUAUUCUAAUCGAUGAAAUCCAACAAAUACGAGAUGAAGUUGAAGAAUUAUCAGAGAAAGUGGAUCUAACGGAAGAGGAGACGCGGCUAAUUGAGAAGAAGCAAGAUGCUCUCUUAUUGAAAACGGCCGAACUCGACCAGUUGACGGAGCAAUUACGUCAAAUAACGAUACAAGGAAUUCCAGACUUGCUUUACGAUGAUUCGUUAGAACUCGACAAAAUACUUGAUGUGGAGAAAAUUCAAGAGCUAUUCGAAGAAAAGAAAAUAGAUAUAGAAGCGCCCAAAAUUCAAGAGAAAGAUCGCUUUGAAUUACCGCGAAUAAAAUAUCCCGAGGAUAAGUACAAGCUGGAAGAGACCUUGCUGGAGAAGGACGCUGCUAUCGAAGGUUUAGAGAAGAAGGUAUGCGGCCUGCAAGCCGAAAUGCGUAUGAUCGUCAAAGAGAAUAAGGAAUUGAGCAGUCGAUUGGCCACCUUGAGUCAGUUAAUGACCAGUCCUACUUGCGGUUCAGGUGUUAACCAAUUACCUCAGUUAACAUCGCCGCCAACACCACCACGUGCAUACGUCAGCUCGCUGCCUCGCGAAGACGCGUCCUGCCGAUGCAAAUGUUGCUCUCGUCAGCCACAGUUCACUGACAUUUUGUCACCGACAACAGGAACUGUAUGCUUUUCACCGAGACUCGCCGGAGGUGGAUCGGCAACAGAGACUCCCCAUUCCAAAGACAACGACAUGCCGCAAAACGUCGAAAUAUGUCCGCGAGGUGUUGCCCUCACGAAAGCAUCGCCCCCUCAAGGAAUCUGUCCCGCGGAAUUGGAGAAUAAACAAACGACCUACGAUAUUAGUGCUAAACAGCUAGAGCAGCAAUUGGGCAGUAUGGAGUGUGAAGUACGUAACAUGCAAAUGGAAUUGGCGAACGUGCAACGGGAGCGGCAGCAACUGGAGCAACAACGUAAAUUACUGAAAUGCACAGGACCUUGCGCACCGUGUGCCUGCCCUCCUCCGCCCUCGACGUGCGUGACACCCUCGGCGUUGAGGUCUAUCUCGCCGAUAGGGCCUGCUGCACCGCCGAUGCAGAUGACUACGCCAGCUGUACCCCCGAAAUGCACUGGUUCUUGCACAAACGCACCUAUGGGCGCGAGCAAUUGCGCUCAACAGCAAUUACGCGACCUUCGCGAACAAUACGCUCGACUGCAGGAAGACUAUAAAAAUAAGCUAUGCGAGGUAUCGUGCAUGAGAACUGACGCGGAGAAAAUGAAGCAAGAUUUGCGCGAUGCGAAGGAGGAGAAAGAACGAAUGGAGAUAAAGAUGAUAGACGCUCAGGAGCGAUUGAAGCUCUUCGAAGAGGAAAGGGGAAAUUUCGAAGGUCAUAAGGAACAGCUCGUCGAGCAGGAACAGGCUUUAAUGGUGGCGAAACAACGAAUGAGAGAAACGCAAGAUGAGCUGGAGGAGCUCCGUUCCGCCACUCAGGAUCUAUCUGCUCAACUGGAGGACUAUCGCAAUAAAUAUUUGCAAGCCCAGCAACAGGUUGAAGAGCAACGAAGACAGAUGGAUCUUAUGGAAAUGGAUAACGCGCGAAUGAAUGAGAAUGUCACUUUGGAGAUCGGACGUGUUAAAAAUCAAUUCCAAGAAAAAUUAGCCGAGCUUGCGCCGUUGCCGGAAAUUCUGAAACAAUCGCAAACUAAGCUGCAAGAGACGCAGCAAAUGCGCUUGAUCGCUGAACGCAACUGCGAGGACCUGUCGCGGGAAUUACAAGGAUGCAAGGACAAACUUCAGAUUCAGCAAAACGAGACGGAAGUGUUGCGUACUCAGUAUCAAACACUUUUGGGCGAAAGGGGACAGGGAACCGGUCGGUUCGAAGAGAUGGAAAAGAAGUGCGGUGAACUGCGAAAUGAAAACGAGAGGAUGAAAAACACACUGACACGGCUCGAGGAGCAAAGGGCGCAGCUUCAAAAGCGCAUGGACGAGAAGAUGCACGAAAAUACUCAGCUGUUGUCACAGUUGGAACAAGUGAGGGAGGAGUCUGCUCGACAAGUAGCCAGAACGAAAGAUCGAUGCGAAAAUAUACGAUGGUCGAUGCAACGGCAGAUCGCUGAAAUGGAGAGAGAAUUGGCACAAUGUAGAGCCACAGCGCGGGCCGCGCAGCGAGACAGAGACGAAAUCAGACAAAAGAUGCAGGGUCAGAUAAAUAAUUUGAACGAAGCCUUCGAACAAGCGCAAGGGCGCAUUAGAUCUCUGCAAGGCCAUGUAAACUACCUCAAGACCUCUUACAGUAAUAUCUUUAUCGGUCAAGGAGAAACACCGGCUGGUGUUCCGGCAGGAGACGCUCCAGGCUUGGGAUACGAUUCCUGCGACUGCAAUUACUAAAAGUUUCAUGA